AUGGGUGAACGUACAUGCAUAAGAGAUGUUGCAACAUGUUUAGACUUGGCACCAACAAAGGUUUGGCGAUUGAUACGAAGGGGGGAGAUUAAGGCACAUUCAAAUCCAUUACACCCUUAUUUAACGGAUGCAAACAAGGCGAGAAGGGUUGAGUGGAUUUUAAGUCUCAUUCAAGAAGAUACAAUUCAUCAUCAUCCAAUGUAUAAAGGUAUGUAUGACUUCAUACAUAUUGAUGAAAAAUGGUUUUACUUAACCAAGAAGACACAAAGAAUUUAUCUAGCACACAAAGAAAAAAUUCCAUAUAGGGCGAAAAAGUCAUCAAAAUUCAUUCCAAAAGCCAUGUUUUUAGGUGCGGUUGCAAGGCCUAAAUGGAAUCAAUAUGGCCAAUGCACAUUUGAUGGGAAAAUCGGAAUUUUCCCUUUCGUAAGUAGGGUUGCAGCACAAAGAAAUUCAAUUAACCGUCCAAGGGGGUCUAUAGAAAUUAAACCAACUGAUUCGGUUACUCAGGAAGUUUAUAGGAGCAUGCUCAUAGAACAAUUAAUUCCAGCAAUUCUUAGAAAAUGGCCAAGUGAUGGUCCAUCGAUAAUUUUCAUCCAACAAGAUAAUGCAAGGGUUCACAUAACAAAUGAUGAUCCAAUUUGGCAACAAAACAACAGGCAAGGGGCUUUUACAUUCAUUCUAACUCAACAACCACCAAAUAGUCCCGAUUGUAAAAUAUUAGAUUUGAGUUUUUUUAGGAGCAUACAAUCACUUAUGCAUAAGAAAAUUCCAAAGAACAUGAAAGAGUUAAUAAAAGCAGUGGAAGAUGCAUUCGAAGAGUUACAUCCAAAGACUUUAACCAAUGUUUGGAUUUCAUUACAACACCACUUAAAUGAAAUCCUAAAGGUUAAAGGGUCUAAUGACUAUGUUCAGCCACACCUAGGGAAGAAAGUUCAAGAAGACAAUGGAAAGUUACAAAUACAAGUGCGAGUACCAUCACAAUUGGUUAGGGAAUGUGUACGUUUCCUUAACCCAAGCACAAAUCAGCAAGGCACACAAACAGAAAAUGAAGAUGCUGCACAACAUAAUCAACAAAUACUUGAAGCAUAUGAUAAAGCAGUGGAAGAAUCUCAAAGAUUAUUAUAA
Molecule: messenger RNA, 1125 nt
Organism: Amaranthus tricolor (Joseph's coat)
Lineage: Eukaryota; Viridiplantae; Streptophyta; Magnoliopsida; Caryophyllales; Amaranthaceae
Exons: 1
Coding region: 1-1125 (374 amino acids)
Molecular function (GO): nucleic acid binding
Source: RefSeq, a predicted model, not a curated record